AUUGAACAGAGUCGAGUUGUUUGGUGCCGGCAGUCAUAGGCGGAACGUCGUUGCCUCAACACGUUAAAAAGUUAACGUAUUGUCUGUGAUAUUUUUUAGUUUUAAAUACCGUAAACAUGUCGAUCCACAUCAAGGACUCCGAAGACCUAAAGAACAGGCUGGCCGAGGCUGGCGAGAAGCUGGUGGUGAUCGACUUCAUGGCCACCUGGUGCGGGCCGUGCAAGAUGAUCGGGCCCAAACUAGACGAGAUGGCUACGGAAAUGGCUGACAGCCUGGUCGUCCUCAAGGUCGACGUGGACGAGUGCGAGGACAUCGCCACCGAAUACAACAUCAACUCGAUGCCCACCUUCGUCUUCGUCAAGAGCAGCAAGAAACUCGAGGAGUUCUCCGGAGCGAACGUGGACAAGCUCAGAAACACCAUCCUCAAGCACAAGUAGACGUUUGGUGUACAACGCGCUGCCCCAGGCGUAUGACACCACCAUCAAUGGGACUUGAAAGCAUUUAACAUGACUGGUUCAUUCCCCUAAUGUCCCCAGGUACAGCCAGCGUCAAAUAAUUCCUGACACCCAAAGCAGCCAAAAAGUUCGCAACACGUCCUUGUUGCAAAUGGAAUAAGGUUGUGUUGACUUUCUGGCCACUUUAGGUGUCACGAACUUUUUGACGCUGACUGUAAAACUGCACGUAACAACAGUCGAUGGGUGGUGUCAUAUUCCAAUAUACGUCAUAAUAAAUAAUACUAGUACAUCAUGCUGGCAUAUACUGUAAUAAAUUUAACAUUUUUAUCUCCUUAAAUUAUUAACUAUUCAAGUUCAGUAUUUAUUACACUGUAACGACGUUUUGUAUGGAAAACUUGUGUUCAGAUCAGCCUUCUCACUAUGGGUUUUGAUGACACUAACGCACUUAUUGAAAUUUAAUGAAGAUGUAUAUUUUUAGCAACGUUUUUGGUGUGUGGUGUCCUUCGUCACGGUGUGACACUUGAGUAUUGGCCUAGGAUUCCAAUGAAGGUUCACAAUUUUUGUUGUCACCGUAGAAGCGUAUUUUUGUAUGUCCAACGGGUGUCCAAAAGUAGUUGUCGCCUGCCUAGAUAGUUGGUGGCGCGCGUACAGCCUUCUCGUAUUAAUUUUCGCAUAUUUUUCACAUUUAUGUAUGUUACGAAGUAUUGUUAUUCCAAUAAAUAUUGUCAAAAUGUAAA
This is a messenger RNA of Ostrinia nubilalis (European corn borer), 1192 nucleotides long. RefSeq names its product thioredoxin-2 (gene Trx2). NCBI's taxonomy places the organism in Eukaryota, Metazoa, Arthropoda, Insecta, Lepidoptera, Crambidae. The record is from RefSeq and is a predicted model, not a curated record. Gene Ontology annotation, molecular function: protein-disulfide reductase activity. The transcript is spliced from 3 exons. Gene Ontology annotation, cellular component: cytosol. The coding region runs from base 117 to 437 and encodes 106 amino acids.